AUGGACCUCGCCGGCAUCUGCUCCAGCUUUCAGUCGGACUUGGAUUUCUGCCCAGAUUGCGGCUCGGUCCUGCCUCUGCCCGGGGCUCAGGAUGCGGUCGCCUGUACCCGCUGUGGCUUCUCCAUCAACGUGCGAGACUUUGAGGGAAAGAUUGUGAAGACCUCAGUUGUGUUUAACAAACUGGGGACAGCCAUGCCUUUGUCGAUGGAGGAAGGACCUGAGUUCCAGGGACCCGUGGUUGACAGGCGCUGCUCUCGAUGUGGGCACGAGGGAAUGGCGUACCACACCAGGCAGAUGCGAUCAGCGGAUGAAGGGCAGACCGUCUUCUACACCUGUACCAACUGCAAGUUCCAAGAGAAGGAAGAUUCUUGA
This is a messenger RNA of Rangifer tarandus platyrhynchus (Svalbard reindeer), 372 nucleotides long. Lineage: Eukaryota; Metazoa; Chordata; Mammalia; Artiodactyla; Cervidae. The record is from the annotation of a GenBank genome assembly.